This is a messenger RNA of Rhizophagus irregularis DAOM 181602=DAOM 197198, 1994 nucleotides long. The record is from RefSeq and is a predicted model, not a curated record. Lineage: Eukaryota; Fungi; Glomeromycota; Glomeromycetes; Glomerales; Glomeraceae.
AAAAAGUAUUGAUCGACAAGCAUGGUAUGUCGAUUUCGAAUCGGUUAAAAACUGAUACCGCUACUUGCACAAAUAAAAAAUCGUGCAACCUUAAUUUCUACAGAAACCUUGUUGCGAGCAAUAUUGAAAUAACAAUCGCUUCGAUGUAAAAUUAAUCUAGAGAAAACUUUAUUUAUUGUAGAUCUCUAAUAUAUUUCAUAUACCCUAGCUUUUGCUAGUCGCCAUGGAAACAAUAAAAGACUCAAAACGAAAGAAAAAACAUAAUUCCAACAAAGAAAAAGAAACUAAAAUUUAUACUUUUGGUCUAAUAAAUCAGGGGAAUAAUAUUUGUUUUCUUAAUUCUGUGCUACAAAGCCUGGCUUCAUUAAAAAGUUUCCGGAAAUAUUUGGAAAAAAAAAUUAAAAAUAAACCAAUAGAUGCAGAACUACCAGUAACUGUUGCAUUACAUGCAACCUUAGAAAGGCUCAAUGUACCUCUAACGAAACAACAAUCAUUUAUUGCAACUGAUGUAGUUUGGGCCUUACAGGCUAACGCAAGACGUUUAAUUAAUAGGCAACAACAAGACGCACACGAACUCUUUCAGUUCUUAUUUCAAUCUCUCGGAGCCGAAGAAGAUCAUAUUCGACGUCCGAAAUCUCUUUUUGACGUUGAACUAAUUAAAAAAAUGGCGGCAAAAAAUGAUACUAUUACGAAUAUUGUAAAUGAUCGUAAUCCGCUUCGCGGGUUAACAGCAUAUCGUGUUUCUUGUAUGAAAUGUGGAUAUUGUGGACCAAUUCGACACACAACAUUCGAUAAUAUCUCGAUUCCACUCCCAUCGGGACUCCCAUCAGUUCCUCUAGAUGUUCUCUUACGAACAUAUGCUGGGACCGAUUUCAUUGAUGAAUACAAUUGCCCACAUUGCUCUUUGGUUGAAACAUUGGCAGCUAUUGAAAAGGCGCUUGAAAUUGGGAAAGACGAUCUUGCUAAAGGAAAGCUCGAAAAUGAUAGACAAAUCAUCAAAAAGGCACUUGCGAUCGAUGUUGAUACGGACAUAAGUGAUCAAUUGCAAGUGACGAAAUUGGCCCAUUUAAAAAAUACUGCCAGCAAAGUUACAAUGUUUGCAAAAUUGCCAGACAUUUUUUCAAUCCACUUUUCUCGAUCCAUUUAUUAUCAAAGUGGGCUUACUUUUAAGAAUCCGUGCAAAGUUAAAUUUCCAGAGUCAAUUGACAUGAUGAAAUAUAUAUCAGGAGGAUACUUGGCUAAUAUGCCAAGUGAACCGAUGUCAGCUCCGCCAUCACCAAUUGCCUCGUCUCCAAUAUCAUCACCAAUUUUAGCAGGUAUUGGUGCAAGUUGUAAGGAAGACGAGAUUCCAUCUGGUGAAAAUAUUUAUAAAUUAAAAUCAGUGAUAGUUCAUCAAGGUGAUCAUAGAUCAGGUCACUUUAUUACUUAUCGUCGCAAAGAAGAAAGCGAUGGUUGGUGGCGUCUUUCUGAUGAGUAUGUUGAGGAGGUUAAAUUAAAGCAAGUGCUCAACGAAGAGGCUUAUAUGUUGUUUUAUGAAAAGACCUAAUGGAAAACUUCAUUUAUUAAUUUCUUUCUUUUUCUUAAUUAUUUUAUUUACUUUUUUUUUAUCUCAAUUAUAAGCAUUGUAAAUAUAAUUUGUUAAGUUUUCCUUUUUACACUUGCAUUAUUGUCUUUUCCGUGAUUGAGGUGAUUGAGGGUGAUUUUUUCUUGUAAAUAUGUAUGUAUAUUUUAUAAUUCAGUAACCACUUUGCUUAGUAAUAUUGAAUGAUAUUUAAAAAAAUUUUUUGUGCUGACGUUUUGUAUCACACAAAAAUAAAUUAUUUUAUAAUGUAAAUAGCAUUUAUGAAAUAAUAUGUUGUCCCACUGUACUUUGUGUACAUUUAUGCACAGUAAUCGAUUAUACUCUGACCUUAUUUACUUUCAAAAAAAAAAGUAAUUCAAUAUAUUUUUAUUUUACAUUUUUACUUGCCCUCCUCAAUUAAUUGAUCAGAGUC